AUGGCCAUUAUUAAGAUAAAGAAACCGAGGGAUCCUAACCAAGUUGACGUUGUUGAGCCUAAACUGAAAAAGAUUCGUAUUAAGACAAAGUCUAGUGACAGGAAGGCUGGAUCCCCUGCAGUUGGAACGCCCAAAAUAAAGAUUAAUCUAAAGUCAAACGAAAAGCCUUCGGCAGGAAUUAAAGUAAAACUAAAUCUUAAGAAAGGAAAUAAUGAGAACGGUACAGAAACCCCGAAACUGAAAGCACCACGGUUAAGAUUAAAACCUAUUAGAGUGCCUGGAGAUGGAUAUGACUCAGAGGCAUCAGAUAUUGAAGAUGACCCUUUGAUUGAAUCAGGUAUAAUUCUAAGGGUUCAACCAGAUAUACAAAUAGAAUUUAUAAGGAACUCUAUCGAAUCAGGAGAUUAUUCUGGUAUUAGUAUAAAAUGGAAAGGAGAUAGACAUGCAAUUGUAUCGAUAAAUGAUGUAAUGUAUGGUGCAAUUUUGGUGGAUUUACCAACAAUAGUAGAAGUAAACAAGAGUGUUGAUAGAAAGAAUUUAUUAAAGACAUUCGAUGUUGACCAGAUGUUACUCUGUGUUCAAGUAAUAGAAAAGGAGGAAGACGUAUUUCUUUUAGAACCUCACAAUACAGAAGAUAUAGUAUCGAAGCAUUAUGAAGGCAUACAGGAUGAAAUAAAUGAAAACAAAAAAACAUUUUUCAAGAGUCAGCAUGGUAAUCAAUUAAGUGAAGUAGAACAAAAAUUUAUUCAACAGAUCACCCAGAAGAACUACGACUACACAAGUGGGUUAACACCCCCAUUAUACAACGUAAGAAAUAGGAGAUUUAGAAGGAAAAUGGCACCCGCCGAGUUAGAUUAUGUGGAUAGAACUGUAGAAAUGUUACUCAAACAGGAUGAAGGCUCAGAAGAAGUAAAUUAUGAAUUGAUCGAUCCAAGCCAAGUAUUACCUAAGACUACAAGUUCGAUGACUCUAGUAGCUGAUAUGGAAACUACCGGACCAGCUGUACAUUCUCCUAAUGGUUUGGGUGGUGAUGAAGAAGACGAAUUAGACUUAGAUGCUGCAUUCCAAAGUGAUGAGGAUGAAACUUCGGGACAAAUUAACAAACUUGAUGAUGUUUUGGAAGGAGAUGCACAACAAUAUUCUGACGCAGAAAUAGAUAACGAUGUUGAAGACGAAGACGAUGAUGAAGACGAAGACGAUGAUGAAGACGAUGACGAAGACGAAACAGGUGAAAAGGAUGAAAGUAGGCAGCAUACUAAGUUAUUGGAAGAUGAACUUCGUGAGUUAGAAUCGACAUUAUCACACACUAAGAAGAAAUCCCAAAAGGUUACGAACCCUCUACUAAAAUCAAGAUUUCUUGAUAGUAUUAAAAAACUUGAAAAAGAAGUUGAAUUAAAGAAAAAACAAUUAAAAGUCAAUGAGGAACCAGUUAAGGGAUCUGAAACUCGUGAAGAAAACGAUAACGAAGAAACAAAUGAAAACAACGAGGAAGAUUUGGAUGAUGACGCCGACGAUGAUGAUCAGGACGAUGAUGAUCAAGAUGAUGAUCAAGAUGAUGACGACGGUGAUGAAGAUGUCCUGGAAGAUGCAGGGGAACAAAUCGAUGAUGAGAAACAGGAUAAUCAAGAAGAAACAGUUGAUAAUCAAGAAGAACUAGAUCAAAAUGAUUUGGACAUGAUGAUGUUAUUUGGUGCCGAAGGCGAUGAUGCUGAUGAUGAUUAA
This is a messenger RNA of Maudiozyma barnettii, 1722 nucleotides long. It is a transcript of the gene TAF7, whose product is annotated as TATA-binding protein-associated factor TAF7. Bases 1 to 1722 code for a protein of 573 amino acids. Gene Ontology annotation, biological process: transcription initiation at RNA polymerase II promoter; RNA polymerase II preinitiation complex assembly. Gene Ontology annotation, cellular component: transcription factor TFIID complex. NCBI's taxonomy places the organism in Eukaryota, Fungi, Ascomycota, Saccharomycetes, Saccharomycetales, Saccharomycetaceae. Gene Ontology annotation, molecular function: RNA polymerase II general transcription initiation factor activity. The record is from RefSeq and is a predicted model, not a curated record. The transcript has a single exon.